CCACGCUCAUUUCGUCACCUUGAUAAUCUGUCUUUCUUCGGUGUCAGUUUCGGUCCGUUAGGUUUGUCGAGUUUCUCCGUCGCCUCGCUCGGCUCGGCUCGGCUCGGCUCCGGUUCUUCACGUCGGUGAAUUUUAUUUUUAUAAUUUACAGGUAGUUCUCGUGACUUCCGGUGUGUUUUCGGAGUUAGCGCGCACUUUGACGUCACUUUGAAACUGACGGAGCUAACUGCUAACUGACGGAGGUCAUACUUUAAACACACUUCCGGUUCUGGUUCGACUUUAGUCGGAACAUUGACCGAACCUCCGAGUCCGAAACUUUCAACCUUCCCAGUCUUUGGCCGGACAUGGAGCCUGAAGGAAGCAGCUAACAGGCACACGGUACUUUCCGCCUUGAUCAGAACCCGUCCUGGACUGCAGAACCCGUCCUGGACUGCAGAACCCGGUGGAUCCCGAACACUCGACCCAGCUGUGAAGCGUCAGCGGGAUGGCCGGAGACUCCGUGAACUUUAACCUGCUGCACCGAACCUGUAAGCUCGUGGUGCUGCUCUGCUUCCUCCACAUCUCCGUCACCGUCGUCUUCUACGUUCGCUCCUUGGACAUCCGGUUCGCCUUCGUCCAGAACCAGCAGUCCCAUAACAAUGGGACCCAACAGAACCAGCUCGGAAACACCGCCUUCAUCCCCAAGAAAGAGGUGGAGGAGGUGAAGAAGGUGGAGGAGGUGAAGAAGGUGGAGGAGGUGAAGAAGGUGGAGGAGGUGAAGCAGCAGGAGCCCGAAGCAGAGCGCAGACCUCCGGACACGAAGAACGCUGAAGAGCCCGACAAGAAGCGGGACAAGUGCCCGGAAACAUCACCUCUGCUCGUGGGUCCCCUGCGGGUGGAGUUUAACGUCCCGGUGAGUCUGGAGCAGAUCAAGAAAGACAACAUGAAGCUCCGCCCGGGCGGACGCUUCACGCCACAGGACUGCGAGGCGCAGCAGAAGGUCGCCAUCAUCAUCCCGUUCAGGAAGCGAGACGAGCACCUCAAAUACUGGCUGUACUACCUCCACCCGAUCCUGCAGAGGCAGCAGCUCGACUACGGAGUCUACGUCAUCAACCAGGAUGGAGACGAGGUGUUUAACCGAGCCAAGCUGCUGAACAUCGGCUACACAGAGUCUCUGAAGGAGUACGACUACGAGUGUUUCGUCUUCAGUGAUGUCGACCUCAUCCCCAUGGAUGACCGCAACACUUACAAGUGCUUCAGUCAGCCCCGACACCUGUCUGUGUCCAUGGACAAGUUUGGCUUCAGGUUACCAUACCACCAGUACUUUGGAGGCGUGUCCUCUAUGAGUAAAGAACAAUACCUGAAGAUCAACGGCUUCCCCAACAACUACUGGGGAUGGGGAGGGGAGGACGACGACAUCUACAACAGGCUAUCGUCUAAAGGGAUGAGCAUCUCCAGGCCGAGCGGCGAGGUCGGGAAGUGUCGGAUGAUCCGACAUGACAGAGACAAACAGAACGAGCCCAACCCUCAGAGAUUUGACCGGAUCGCUCACACCCGAGAGACAAUGUCCAAAGAUGGGAUCAACUCUCUGUCGUACCGGGUCGUGAAGGUGGAGAAGCUGGACCUGUUCACCAGGAUCACUGUGGACGUGGGGAAACCAUGACGACAGUCAGCUGAUGCUCGGCUGACAGGUCAGCUGACACUGGACUGAUGACACCAAAUGUGCCUUUGACACUUGAACCUUCUGGUUCUGGUCCGAUGGGUCGGACCUGCUGGAUCUUUCUUUGUUCUUUUCUCUGCGUGGCCUCGAGGACUCUCUGAUUGGACGCUGACUGACCCAAUCAGCUGCUUUCACCUCAGUCAGACGCAGCUGCUCAUCCUGCUCGAGGCUUUUAUUUUGAAAAUCAAUCAGUGCCUGCUGGGUCACGUGGUCCGGGCUUUACAGGUGGGGGAUUAUGGGCAAUAAUAGGGGGCAGGUUUAGAUGUGGUUUGGUCCAGAUCCUGGUUCUGGUUCUGUUGAUCUCGGUCCAGAACCAGGUCCCCUUCAGAUCCAGAUCUAAACCCAGUCCUGGUUCUGGUCUCAGACGGAUCAGGUCUGCUUUGAUAAUCAGGUUUGUUUCUCCAAAGUUUGAACCAAAACGGAAACAGAACCAGAACCUGCUCAGACUGGCUGGUACCAAAGAGACGGUUCCGGACACACAAACACCUCUACCCGCCAAAAUAAAAUGUGAAUGAAGGAAACAGAAAGUAAACUGACACUGAUCAGUCAUGUGACUUCCUAUUUCACAAUAAGAGCUUUAAAAAAGUUUUGAGAAUUUUGAUUAUAUAAUUUAACACUUCCUGUCUAUUUCAAAAUAAAAGCCCUCUCAUGUUCCUCUUGGAUGUUUUCAGUCAAAAUCAGCUGAUGGAGGUGAAGUCACACACAAAUGAUGUCACAGGUGGAGGUGUGUCCUGGUCGGUCAUGAAUGUCUCGCCUGCUGCAGGUGAUCAAACCUCCAAAUAUAUCGACCAAUUUUCUCAGCACAUCAAUGAUUUUUGUUUUUAUGUUCUUUAACAAGCCUUCAGGUGGGUCCAGUUUGAAUGUUGGGCCGGUUCUGGUUGAACUGGUUCUGACUGGGUUUGUGGGUCCAGUGUGUAAAUGUACAAUUAUUAAAAAAAAGCUGAACUCUG
Molecule: messenger RNA, 2649 nt
Organism: Larimichthys crocea (large yellow croaker)
Lineage: Eukaryota; Metazoa; Chordata; Actinopteri; Sciaenidae
Gene: b4galt1l
Product: DP-Gal:betaGlcNAc beta 1,4- galactosyltransferase, polypeptide 1, like
Exons: 6
Coding region: 485-1642 (385 amino acids)
Biological process (GO): carbohydrate metabolic process; protein N-linked glycosylation
Cellular component (GO): Golgi apparatus
Molecular function (GO): beta-N-acetylglucosaminylglycopeptide beta-1,4-galactosyltransferase activity; cytoskeletal protein binding
Source: RefSeq, a predicted model, not a curated record